CCGUCUUCUUCCUCGAAACGGGACUGUAAUUUUCCCUCAAAAAUAGUUCAAAGCUUCACGAAAUGAACCCAAAAUAACACUAGAUUCGAGAAAUUCGUCAAAUUUGGCCGGAUAAAUGGCUUCCGACGAAGGAACCAAUUUAGGUUCAUCUCCCUUGAAAUUUGGGACACCGGAGGCGUUGGAAGAGGUGCGGAAUCUCACUGACGUUGGAGACAUGACUAGACUUCUCCAUGAGUGCAUUGCAUAUCAACGAGCCCUAGAUCUAGAACUGGACACUAUCCUUUCACAUCGAUCUGACCUUGACAAGCAGCUUUCCGGCCUCCAAAAAUCCGCUCAAGUUCUCGACAUUGUUAAAGCAGACGCAGAUCACCUAUUCUCCAACAUCAGUUCAACUUCUCUCCUUGCUGAUCAGGUAAGCGCCAAAGUCCGUCAGCUCGAUCUAGGUCAAUCGCGUGUUAACGACACUCUCCUUCGUAUAGACGCUAUCGUUGAUCGCUCUAAUUGUUUAGACGGUGUACGUAAGGCACUCGCAUCUGAGGACUUUGAAUCUGCUGCUAGUUAUGUUCAGACGUUCCUUCAACUUGAUGCUAAGUACAAGGAUUCAGCUGCUUCUGACCAGAGAGACCAGCUCCUCGCCUCUAAGAAGCAGCUUGAAGGGAUUGUCCGGCGUAAAUUGGCAGAUGCAGUUGAUCAGCGUGAUCAUUCCACCGUUCUGCGGUUCAUAAGGCUGUAUCCCCCGUUGGCAUUGGAGGAGGAGGGACUGCAAGUGUAUGUGGCGUAUUUGAAGAAGGUAAUUGCCAUGAGAUCGCGCCUUGAGUAUGAGCAGUUGGUCGAAAUGAUGAGUGAUCAGCAGGGAUCCAGCCAGAACCAGCUUAAUUUUGUAUCCUGUUUGACUAAUUUAUUUAAAGAUAUCGUCUUGGCUAUUGAAGAGAACGAUGAAACUUUAAGGAGCUUGUGUGGAGAGGAUGGCAUUGUUUAUGCAAUAUGUGAACUUCAAGAAGAGUGUGACUCUCGCGGUUCCACUAUUAUAAAGAAGUACAUGGAGUACAGGAAACUAGCGAAAGUGACUUCUGAGAUUAAUUCGUACAAGAGCGAUUUGCUGUCUGUUGGAAUUGAAGGACCAGACCCCAGAGAUAUCGAGGUAUAUUUGGAGGAGAUCUUGUCUUUGACACAGUUGGGUGAGGAUUACACGGGGUAUAUGAUAUCAAAGAUUAGGGGUUUGAGUUCUGUUGAUCCCGAACUAGGUCCCCGUGCCACAAAGGCUUUUAGGAGUGGUAAUUUCAGUAAAGUUGUGCAAGAUAUUACCGGUUAUUAUGUGAUCUUGGAAGGAUACUUCAUGGUUGAGAAUGUGAGAAAAGCUAUAAAAAUUGAUGAACUCGUGUUCGAUAGUCUCACAACUUCCAUGGUGGACGAUGUCUUCUAUGUUCUGCAGAGCUGUUGUCGAAGGUCCAUAUCCACUUCAAAUAUCAACUCUGUUAUUGCAGUUUUAAGCAGUGCUGUAAGUCUAUUAGGUGGUGAGUUCAAUGAGGCUUUGCAGCAGAAGGUCAGAGAGCCUAAUCUUGGAGCAAAGCUGUUCACCGGUGGUGUUGCUGUACAAAAGACUGGUACAGAGAUUGCCACGGCUUUGAAUAAUAUGGAUGUGAGUGGUGAGUAUGCAUUGAAAUUACGGCAUGAGAUUGAAGAACAAUGUGCUGAGGUGUUUUCUGCACCAGCGGAUAGAGAGAGGGUCAAAUCAUGUUUAUCUGAAUUAAAUGAGACAAGCAAUGGUUUCAAGAAGGCCUUGAAUAUUGGCUUGGAACAACUAGUGGCUACUGUGACACCUCGAAUUCGGCCAGUGUUGGAUACUGUUGCAACAAUCAGCUAUGAGCUGUCUGAAUCUGAAUAUGCUGACAAUGAGGUAAAUGACCCGUGGGUUCAAAGGCUUCUCCAUGCUGUAGAGACCAAUGUGGCUUGGCUUCAACCAUUGAUGACUGCUAACAAUUAUGACUCUCUUGUACAUCUGGUCAUUGACUUUGUUGUUAAGAGGCUUGAGGUUAUCAUGAUGCAAAAGAGAUUCAGUCAACUUGGAGGUCUUCAACUUGACAGAGAUAUUCGAGCUCUCGUGAGCUACUUCUCCAACAUGACCCAGAGGACUGUUAGGGACAAGUUUGCUCGUCUAACCCAAAUGGCUACAAUAUUAAACUUGGAGAAGGUCUCUGAGAUUCUGGAUUUCUGGGGUGAAAACUCAGGACCCAUGACCUGGCGACUUACUCCAGCUGAGGUUAGAAGAGUGUUGAGUUUGAGGGUUGACUUUAAAUCUGAAGCAAUAUCGGCUCUUAAGUUGUAAACCUUUUUUAUUGUUUAAUUUUGUUCAAUAUCUCUUUAUACGCUUGAUGUUGCUACAUUUUAUAUUUUCAGGUUUGUUUAACCUCUAUAAGAGAUUGUAUUGGGCAUGAAAUCUAUGAAAUAUUGUUCAAUUCUUUCUA
This is a messenger RNA of Solanum stenotomum, 2465 nucleotides long. Its product is annotated as conserved oligomeric Golgi complex subunit 4. The coding region runs from base 116 to 2326 and encodes 736 amino acids. The transcript is spliced from 2 exons. The record is from RefSeq and is a predicted model, not a curated record. NCBI's taxonomy places the organism in Eukaryota, Viridiplantae, Streptophyta, Magnoliopsida, Solanales, Solanaceae.